AGCCGGCUGCGUCCACCACGUGACCACGCAGGCUGCGCGCGCCUGGCGGUUCUCGCGGGAAGAGCCUGAGCUCGCUCCGCGUCCUUCCGAGCGCGAGGGCUCGAGGGGGCGGGGCUGGUCCUCCCCGCGCGGGCGGCACGCGGGUGCCGUCGCAGGGCACCGAGAGGCCGGCUCAUUUCCCCAUGUCACGCCGCGGGCGCCAGCGCAGCCCCAGGUGCCGUCCAGGUGGUCUGAGCGCCAGGGCAAGAGCUAUGGUGCCCCGUCUGGCCUCCAGGUGGCCUGUGUGGCUCUUCCAGUGGCGGGCAGCCUGCACUCCUGGAGCCUUCGUGCAGCAGAGGACAUGGGCAGGGGCAUCCAGAACCCCCUCGUGGGGCAGACUUCGUGGGGUGGCAAGCAUUAGCCCCCUGGUCCGCAGAGGCAGCUCCUCCACGUCCUCCCAAGCCCCCGAGGUGGUGCUGACCUGCGAGCGCUACCCUGUGCGGCGGCUGCCCUUCUCCACGGUGUCUGAGGAAGACCUGGCCGCCUUUGAGCGCAUCGUCCCCAGGAGGGUCAUCACAGACCCAGAGGAGCUGGCGGCUUCGAAUGUGGACUGGCUGAGAACCAUGCGCGGCUGCAGCAAGGUGCUGCUGAAGCCCCGGACAUCGGAGGAGGUGUCUCACAUCCUCAGGUACUGUCAUGAGAAGAACCUGGCCGUGAACACCCAAGGGGGCAACACAGGCCUGGUGGGGGGCAGUGUCCCUGUCUUUGAUGAGAUCAUCCUGUCUACUGCCCUCAUGAACCAGGUCAUCAGCUUUCAGGACAUAUCUGGGAUCCUGGUUUGCCAGGCUGGGUGCAUUUUGGAGGAGCUGAACCGGUACGUGGAGGAGCGGGACUUCAUCAUGCCCCUGGAUCUGGGAGCGAAGGGCAGCUGCCACAUCGGGGGUAACCUGGCAACCAACGCAGGUGGUCUGCGGUUUCUGAGAUAUGGUUCUCUGCGUGGGACUGUCCUGGGCCUGGAAGUGGUGCUUGCUGAUGGCACCAUCCUGAACUGCCUCACCUCCCUGCGGAAGGACAACACAGGCUAUGACCUGAAGCAGCUCUUCAUCGGGUCAGAGGGCACCCUGGGGGUCAUUACUGCCGUGUCCAUCUUGUGUCCACCCAAGCCCAGGGCUGUGAACGUGGCUUUCCUUGGUUGCCCAGGCUUUGCUGAGGUUUUGCAGACUUUCAGCACUUGCAAGAGGAUGCUGGGGGAGAUCCUGUCGGCGUACGAGUUCAUGGAUGCUGAAUGCAUGCAGCUGGUCAGGCAGCACCUCCACCUCACCAGCCCAGUGCAAGAAAGUCCGUUCUAUGUCUUGGUCGAGACCUCAGGCUCCAGAAUGGAGCACGAUGACGAGAAGCUGAGCAGCUUCCUGGAAUAUGCGUUGGGCUCCGGCCUGGUGACUGACGGGACCCUGGCCACCGAUCAGAGGAAAAUCAAGAUGCUGUGGGCCCUUCGGGAGAGGAUCACGGAGGCGCUGGGACGGGACGGUUAUGUGUACAAGUAUGACGUUUCUUUGCCCGUGGACAGGCUCUACGACCUUGUGACCGACAUGCGUGCUCGCCUUGGCUCAAAGGCCAAGCACGUGGUGGGCUAUGGCCACCUGGGGGAUGGCAACCUGCACCUCAAUGUAACAGCAGAGGCCUUCAGCCCAUCGCUGCUGGGUGACCUGGAGCCCUACGUGUACGAGUGGACAGCGGGACAGCGGGGCAGCGUCAGUGCAGAGCACGGUGUCGGCUUCAAGAAGCAGAGUGUCCUUGGCUACAGCAAGCCGCCUGAGGCCCUGCAGCUCAUGCAGCAGCUCAAGGCUCUCCUGGAUCCACAGGGCAUCCUGAACCCCUACAAGACGUUGCCCACCCGGGCCUGACGAGGCAUCGGGAUCAGCAGGAGUGGCCUUGGUCCAGUCCUAGUUUUGCUCAUUGGGAUGGGUGCGCAGGACUGGCGUGGGAUCAGGCCUCCAUCCCAUGGAGCUCCCUGGGCGGAGGGGCUGGAGCUGGCUCUGAGGAUCUGGGACUCACUCUAGGACAGGAUUCCUCCAGUGGCUCCACAGGUUACGUUGUGUGAGCAGAGAGGAGAGAGCGGCUUCAUGCUGCCCUGGUCACUCUGCCUGGCCUAUAAGUCGACACCUCAUGUCCUUGCACAGGUGGGGAGUGGGGUCUCCUGCCAGCACGUCCUGGAUGGGCCGGUGUAUGAACGGUUCUGCCCACUCAGAAAUAGACCAGGUGGCACCAGCCUUGCUUGAGAGCUGAAGUCCUGGGAGGAGCAUUGUGGUCCUGCCCCCCUUAUUCCCCGACCCCUGGCCCAAGCUAUGCAAGCCACGCGGUCGGGGCAGUGGUGAUCAACUCCGUGUGAACAGCCCAGAGCACCAUCCCUCCAGGGCCCUGACCACCAGAGCCUGGCUCAGCAGGUGCUUUACCGGGACGUCGAAUGGGUGACUGCUGAGCCCUGGAAUGUAUCCUUUCCCUCAACAGUUGUCAGGAGCUCAGGCGUUCAUUUCUCACACCUGGUGGUCUUCUGUGAUGAGUCCGCGCAGAUGGGCCAUGCUGCUAGGAAGCCCCCUCGGGCACACGUACUGGUGCAUGCCACUACACACAGCCCUGUUGUCUCUGCUGACCUGUGGGCCCGGGCAGCUGCUGGGGCAGUGGAGACGGUCUAGGAAGUGGGGCACGUUUUCUCCUGGCUGUUGUGAACUUCCAGUGAAAACAGAAUUAUUCAGG
Messenger RNA from Pipistrellus kuhlii (Kuhl's pipistrelle), 2733 nucleotides. It is a transcript of the gene D2HGDH, whose product is annotated as D-2-hydroxyglutarate dehydrogenase. NCBI's taxonomy places the organism in Eukaryota, Metazoa, Chordata, Mammalia, Chiroptera, Vespertilionidae. Gene Ontology annotation, cellular component: mitochondrion. Bases 183 to 1883 code for a protein of 566 amino acids. Gene Ontology annotation, molecular function: FAD binding; catalytic activity. The record is from RefSeq and is a predicted model, not a curated record. The transcript is spliced from 10 exons.